AUGGGCUGGCCUCUGCGCCAUGUCAGUAGCUCAAAUCCCUUGUAUGAUGAACAGUCUAACGUACGUGCCUCUGACUUACGUACAAAGCCCGAGGCUGAAUUGCUAAAACAGCUUGGGGAGUUGAAAACUGAGCUUGCCAAUCAGCGUCUCUUUAGAAUUACUCGCGGUGCUGCCUCCAAACUUAGGAAGAUUCGCGUGCUUCGCAAGUCUAUUGCCCGCAUCUACACUGUCAUGAACCAGGCUGCCAAGCUUCGUCAGCGGGAGGCCUACCGUAAGAAGCGCUACGUUCCCAAGGAUUUGCGCCCGAAGAAAACCCGCGCUAUCCGACGUCGUCUCAAGAAGAGCGAGCGCUCCAUUCACUCCGAAAAGAUGCUCCGCAAGAUGCGGUCAUACCCCACGAGGCAGUUUGCUCUCAUGGCCUAA
Messenger RNA from Echinococcus granulosus, 423 nucleotides. Its product is annotated as 60S ribosomal protein L35. NCBI's taxonomy places the organism in Eukaryota, Metazoa, Platyhelminthes, Cestoda, Cyclophyllidea, Taeniidae. The transcript is spliced from 3 exons. The coding region runs from base 1 to 423 and encodes 140 amino acids. Gene Ontology annotation, biological process: maturation of LSU-rRNA from tricistronic rRNA transcript (SSU-rRNA, 5.8S rRNA, LSU-rRNA); translation. Gene Ontology annotation, molecular function: mRNA binding; structural constituent of ribosome. The record is from RefSeq and is a predicted model, not a curated record. Gene Ontology annotation, cellular component: cytosolic large ribosomal subunit; ribosome.